GCUUUCAAUCGUCUUCCUCUCGAAACUCUGCAUCACCCACGGUGGUCGGAGAUUUUCUCUUUCCUCUCACUAAUCUCUCCGUCAAUCGCUUACUGAGAGAGAGCGGAUGGAGCCCAAAAACUUUCUUCAUGAACAUCCACUGCACUUCUUUGAAAAGUGGAGCUAUAAUGUCCACGGUAAGACUAGAGGUGUAAAAUGCUCAUCGGGGUGUGGGCAGCCAAUCUCAGCUCAGUUCUAUUCAUGCAUCGACUGUAAGUUUUUCCUUCAUAAAUCAUGUUCUGAGCUACCACUGGACAUCACUCACCCCUUUCACGAUAAUCAUCCUCUUACUCUUUUUGCCAUAACACCACACAGGAGAAAGUUCGCACGUUGUCAUUUUUGUGGUAAUAGAGUCACUGGAUUUGUUUACCGCUGUUCUUCUUGUGAAUUUGACCUUGACAUCAAAUGUGCCUUGCUCCCAGAAUUCCUCAAUGGAGAUUUUCCAAAAGUUGAUCAUCACAUUCAUGUUGAACACCCACUCUCCUUUAUCGAAAAUCUUAGCCCCCGUGGAGUUAAACUAGCUUCUUCCCGCUAUUGCAGUGUUUGCUUAGAAAAGUUAUCAGAUGCUUCCUUUUACACUUGUCUUGUUUGUGAGCUUUUCCUUCAUAAACCAUGUUCUGAGACUGAGCCACCAUUGAACAUCAAUCACCCCUUCCAUCGGAAGCACACUCUUACUCUUACUCUUCUUAAAAGGGAUAGUGCAGUACUUUGUCAAUUUUGUCAUAAUAACCGUUAUCUUGUAGGAUUGUUUUACCAUUGUUCUUCUUGUCGUUUCAACCUUCACAUCAGAUGUGCCUUUCUCCCACAAUUCGUCACUGAAAAUUUCCCAAAACGUGAUCAUCUUUUAAGUGAUGUUGAUGAACACCCACUCUUCUUCAUCCAAAAGGACCUUAUUAGCGACAGCAAUAGAGUUGAACUACGUUCUGAUUGCUUUGUUUGCCCAGAAUCAUUAGCUGAUUGUACUUAUGUUCUUCAUGGGAGAUGCGUAAAAAAGAAUAAAGAUCGUCUUUAUAUCGAAGUUGAGUCAGAGAAUGAGGAAAGUGAUGAUGAGGCUUCUUCUUCUUCAAGUUGUGCUGUGGCGCUAGGGGACAAGAUAGAUCAUUUCAGCCACGAGCAUGAAUUAGUGCUUGAUAAGGAGGAGAUUAUUAUGAAUGGUGAUAAAAAAUGUUGCGAUGGGUGUGUAUUACCAAUCUUGGAGGCCGCUUAUAGUUGUCCACAACCAGAGUGUAAUUUCUCCCUUCACAAGGCCUGUGCCCAAAUUGGAGAGUACGAACCACAUUGGGCUUCCCGCGAUCCUCUUCAAGUUAGCAUGGAGUUACAUUUUAAGUGUCUCUUUUGUAAGCAUUUCUGCAGUGGUUUUUCUUCCUGGAUAGAUGAUGGUCAUUUUUACAGUAAAAUUUGCCUCAGAUGUAUCGAGAUCCCUUUCACCACUACCCAUGAAGCACAUGCUCAGCAUUCCCUCUUCUGUGAUAAAGAGCACAAGGGACCGUGUAGUGGCUGCGGUAAAGAAAUGGGUGAUUGUGGUGGUUACAGAUGCACGCUAGCAGAAGAAGAGGAGAAUUGCAAAUUUUUUGCCUUGGACUACAGAUGCCUGACACGGCCCCUUACAGCUCAACAUAGGUUCCACCAUCACCCUCUGAAACUCACUUAUAAAGAUCCUUACAAGGAUGAUGAUGGUGAUCCAUUUCAACACAUGUGUGAAAUCUGUGAAGAUAGAAGAGAUCCAAAGCUCUGGUUUUAUCGGUGUGAUGAGUGCGAUUUUGAUGCUCAUCCCGAUUGCGUUCUUGGAGAUUUUCCUUUUAUCAAGCGCGGGAGCAUUUUUGAUUAUUAUAAAUAUUAUAAGAGAUGUGAUUCUCAUCAACGACAGAGUCUCAUAUAUUUCCAGAGUGAGAAAUAUCCCUAUCCGAAAUGUGGUGCGUGUGGCCAUCCUUGCAAAGAUCAGCUGGCUCUUAAAUGCCCUCACUCUGAAUGCGACUUUGUGUCGCAAUUGGAAUCAUCCAAAGGGACUUUCGUGGCGGUUACGGUUGAAUUAUCGAUGAGUUCAUCUAAUGUGCUUAGCUGGCCCAAAACGGCAAUCAUUGAAGACGUUUUGAUGAUGAUUUGCUGGGUUUGCUUUCUGAAAAUAACAGAUUCUGCCACGGGCAAUGAAGAUUUUGUGCUUGAUUCCAUGGUCUGUGACUCUAAUUUAAGGCUCAUACCAAACCAAAAGGAUGGAGAAGAGGAAAUUUACACAAUGGGAUGCCUUUACCAUUCUUUUGCUAUAAAUCCAAAUCGAAGAAUCCCUCUGGCGGUUGGUAAUCUCAUUCGUUUCGGAGGAGCGGGUUCUGAAGCAAGCAUCCAUCUCCAUUUGGAUCAUUGAUGUCCAAGCCGAGGGUUUUCUCACUUCUCAUUCGGAGGAAUGAAGGUGGCGCCUUUCUCACCAACUAUUCCACAUGUGGCCUGUUGAGCUAGGUAUGAGGAGUUAAAACUGUGUGCUACUCCCAUUAUAAAUUUUAUUUAUUUACCAGCUUUCAUAUGAAAAUCCAUGGUCAAAUUUACCAAGCAAAAAAUUAGGGAAAACCAAAGAGAACAUGAACACGAUGGAAAAAGCACUUGGUGGCAGGCUCCCUAAACAAGAUUAAAGUUUUGCUAGAAUUUCAGCAAAUGCUGUUUAGCCAAAUGAUAUAUUGGGACAGGGAGAGACCAAAGCUUCACAUUGUGAAGAUUGACAGAACUACCAAUCAAAAGGUUCUUCUUUAAUAUGCUUCAUGUUUCUAUGAAGAAAUAGCAAAGGGAGUUUUUUGGGAGAAAGAAGAUCGCAUAAACUCACUUUCUGAGCUGAUCAUGUUGGCAUUUCUUCUCAAAUUUGAUGAAUACGCCGUUGGCUUUUGAAGUGAAAGAAUUUGCAAGUUUUUGUGGAGGACAAGUUUCUUUCAGCAGCCUAGGCAUGAAAACAGGGAGAAAUAUGAAAGAAUGGAGAAGACAAAGGCUUGUAGCAUUUCAAAUCAUUAAUUAGACCUUGUUUCUUUUACCACUCUGGUAUCUCUAGCCGUCCAAUUCGAUUGCACAAACUGUAAGUAUUGGUUUUACCAUGCAAAGCAUUCCAGUCACUCAGACCAGCAGGGCACAAUUGCUUUCACUGAUGCCUAAUGGGGUGCCUCCACAAGGAUCAUUCAGGUACAAUUCCUAUACAUUGCUAAAGUUUGCUCUUACUUUUUCCUAUAAAAAAAAAAAAAAGAGCAUUAAUUCAACUUAAUACAGUCUGGUAGUGUAGCUCUACUUGUCAAUUUCUACUUUUGAAAAGAAGAUUUACUUUGACGUGAGCUUUAUAAAUGUAUAGACACAAUUCUGUACAACUUGGAACUCAACUUUUCUCGUUUCAUAAUGCCCCAUGUCCAGAUCUUUUGAUUUACUAUAAUGGAUAUAUCUGUUUUAAAAAUCAAUUACAUGUCAAGUAGUCUCUAGCAUUGUCCAUGAUAUCUAACAUUAAAAACUCAUCUAGGAGAGAAAACUUCUUUUAAAAUUGAAGAUAGAUUGUGAGAUUCAAGCUUCAGAAGAAGCUGAGGUUCGAAACAAGGUAAAUGAUCAGGUGGGCAGCAAAAUGCUUCAUCCUUGGGGGAGACAAAUAAAAUACAGUGGAAAUUGGCUUCAAGCAAUUGAACUUCAUCUUCUGUAGAUGAAGCGGCCUUAACAAAAGAAAGGAGCUCGAAGAAACAAUCCUAUCAGAUGGAUGCAGGCAAAUGGAGAAGACGCAUGCAUGUUUUCCUUCCCAAGUAUGCCUUGGUAUGUCAAGCUCUUCAACCAAUCAACCUCAUAGUAAUUU
Molecule: messenger RNA, 3841 nt
Organism: Rubroshorea leprosula
Lineage: Eukaryota; Viridiplantae; Streptophyta; Magnoliopsida; Malvales; Dipterocarpaceae
Source: the annotation of a GenBank genome assembly